Messenger RNA from Myxocyprinus asiaticus (Chinese sucker), 2283 nucleotides. Its product is annotated as keratinocyte-associated transmembrane protein 2-like. The record is from RefSeq and is a predicted model, not a curated record. The coding region runs from base 48 to 941 and encodes 297 amino acids. Lineage: Eukaryota; Metazoa; Chordata; Actinopteri; Cypriniformes; Catostomidae. The transcript has 3 exons.
ACUGCGACAGAAAUCGCGCAUGCGCGCCGAUAAAGACAACACUAAAGAUGGCGGUGAUGCGGAAGACGGGAAGAAAGUACUCGGCUGUGGGAAUAUUCGCAGUAUUAUGCCUGCAAAUCUGUUCUCUGAAAUGUAAUGCAAUGCCAGUGUCAGCUGACAAGGUGCUGGAGAGUACUGAAAAUAAAACUGCUAACAUCACGGUAAUGCUUAACAAGAAUGUGCCAACCACUCAGAUUGACAGUAAGUUGAAUGAAAUGGCUGAAGUGUUGAUUAAAACAGCAGUUACUGGCAACACCACCACCACCACCACCACCAAAGCAUCAGCUGCUCCUACUCCUCCUGUAACUGCUGCCCCAGGCAAAAAUAUGACCCUUCCAGAGCAUGCCACAACGACCAAAUCCAAUUCACAAGAGUCCACCAGCACACCUGCAAACAAGCAACCUACCACCUCCACUCCUGCUGGAGAGACAACAGAGAUAAGUUUCAAUUACAGGGGUGGCAUCAUUGCUGCUGGACCAGACGGGGGACUUCCUUUUUACACAAAUGGCAAAGAUGAUGAUGAAGAUAAUGAUGAUGAUUAUGAUAGUAUGAAUGACAGUCAGGUAAUUGAAGAAAACCAGGGCAUUGGGAAAGACCUGAUCCCUAAAGUUUAUAACCCUCCCUUUGAAAGCUCUGAGAAAAUUGAUGUAAGCAUCAAGGACACAACCAUCUAUACAACUCAGGAUGAAGACUCGCACUUCUUCUUUCACCUGGUCAUCAUCGCCUUUUUAGUGGCCAUUGUCUACAUCACCUACCACAACAAGAGAAAGCUCAUGUUACUGGCUCAAAGUCACCGCUGGAGGGACGGCUUCUGCUCGCGCGGCAUCGAGUAUCACAGACUCGACCAGAACGUCAACGAGGCCAUGCCUUCACUCAAGAUGACCAAUGACUACAUCUUCUGACCAACUACAUGAAGUUUACUGAAGAAAAACACAUGCAAAUAGUUGAUUUCAUCUACACAUGGUGUCUUAUUUAAUCAGGGGAGGAGAGUUGUACUAUAAUAAUUUAUUUUAUGUGCACUCUCUAAAAAAUGGUCUUUCCUUUUAAAAAAAAAAAAAAAAAUGUGAUUGUAUUUUUUUGGUUUUACUUUGUGCUUUCUUUGGUUUCAUGAAUGCAGGUGUUUUAAAAUGGUUGAUGCAACUGAUGCAUUUCAAGUUUUCGAACAUUUUUGCACUUCAUUUUGUAGACUUAAUCUCUGUAGGAUGAAUGUAAUGGAUUCAUUCUAAAGAAAAGUAAAUGAAGGUAUAUCCGUGCAAAUAUUUGAUUAUAACACUUCCUAUUAAACCUGGUAUGAAAAAGGCCUAGAAUGAACAAAGUAAUUUAGAUUUUCUCUGCUACAUAAAAGCGGCACAGAAAUGUGGGACGUUACGCCUUCAAUGUUGAAAUCUGCCCUGAAACACACAUUUUAUAUUUUGUUUUGACUCCAUAACUGCAUUUGUUUUCUUUUUGCCUUUAUGAUGAUAUAGUUUGCAACAGCAAUUGCCAAUAGACAUUGUGAGUAAUACUGCCAUACAAAGGCAAAACGCUGUAACUACACACUUUUGUCAAAAUUUUGUUAAGACUGAAAUCGAGUCUUUUAGACAAGGAUCUCUCUUGCCACAGAUGAGUUUGGCUCAACAGUUCUCAAGUUUAGAGAAAAUUGAAUUUUAAAAUUGCAGUAACUACAAAUCCACAUGGGGGAAAAAAAAACUCACUUUUAGUGUUGGUGUAGUUGCUGUGUUUUGCCUUUGUAGGUCACAAUAGUUUUAUUAAUGUGCAUAUCUUGUAACUCCAGUACAGCAAUACCAUAAAGUUAAAGCUAAAUUUGAACUGCUGUGUGCUUUGCUAUGCAGCAAUUUUUGGGCUGGUUCCUAUUUGUGUUACGACUUCAAUGAAGUUGUUAUUAUUGCACAUACUGACCUGGAUCUGUCAUUACCAAAGGUCUGGAGAUAUUUAUGAAAAAUUAGGCUCUUAAGUGUUUUGUUUCCUUUUUUUACUCUGAAAGCACUACAUAUGAGUGUUGCCCAAAUUCAACAUAACUAUGUCAGGAGCAGUCAAAAUAGAGCUGGAUUGCCGUCGCUUUAACUCUUUAGUAAGCCUUACUUUUGUCAAUGAAAUAAUAAUUAAAGCAUUGAUGUACUGAAUCACGUCACUGUUUUAAAAGAAAGCACAAGAAGAUUGUGUCUAUGCAUGCAGUAUGUAUGAUGAUAGGCUGUUGGUUGCCUUAGAAAUAAUUUCUUCAAUAAAGCAUGAACUGUAACUGGA